GCGGAACCAUGGCAAUUAGGAUCUCAAGACGCAGCAACACCUAUGAUGCAAGGAAUCAUUGACUUACAUCACGAUAUCUUUUUCUUCCUCAUUCUGAUUUUGGUUUUCGUAUCACGGAUGUUGGUUCGCGCUUUAUGGCAUUUCAACGAGCAAACUAAUCCAAUCCCGCAAAGGAUUGUUCAUGGAACUACUAUCGAAAUUAUUCGGACCAUUUUUCCUAGUGUCAUUCCAUUGUUCAUUGCUAUACCAUCGUUUGCUCUGUUAUACUCAAUGGACGGGGUAUUAGUAGAUCCAGCCAUUACUAUCAAAGCUAUUGGACAUCAAUGGUAUCGGACUUAUGAGUAUUCGGACUAUAACAGUUCCGAUGAACAGUCACUCACUUUUGACAGUUAUACGAUUCCAGAAGAUGAUCCAGAAUUGGGUCAAUCACGUUUAUUAGAAGUUGACAAUAGAGUGGUUGUACCAGCCAAAACUCAUCUACGUAUGAUUGUAACACCCGCUGAUGUACCUCAUAGUUGGGCUGUACCUUCCUCAGGUGUCAAAUGUGAUGCUGUACCUGGUCGUUCAAAUCUUACCUCCAUCUCGGUACAACGAGAAGGAGUUUACUAUGGUCAGUGCAGUGAGAUUUGUGGAACUAAUCAUGCCUUUACGCCUAUCGUCGUAGAAGCAGUGACUUUGAAAGAUUAUGCGGAUUGGGUAUCCAAUCAAUUAAUCCUCCAAACCAACUAAACCGGGGAAGCUGAAGCGGAAAUGCAAUUCUCGGGUGAGGGAAGGCUUCGCUCGCUCGCUCAAAAAGCUCUAACGCUCGUUUACGAGUGGAGUGCAUAAGCCCUUAUUGAAGUAGGGCGAGGCCUUACUACACGAGCUCGUAAGUAAAGCACGGAACGAGCCUUGUCUACGAAGCUUCGCUUCAUCAUCUUGCUUGCUUCUGCCGAAGCUUAACGCACUAUAACAUAGGCAUGCAUGAUGGUAUGGUAGGAAGACUCCUUUUAAGGCCGACCACUACAUAGGAGCGAUAGGAAGCCAAGCCGUCAAAAGGAAAGGCGAGCAGCCCUUAUUGCAAUAGCAAACGGCCUACUUAUAGCCCUAUUUAUACCCUUUAUCGGGGACGGGCCUUACAAGCUCAAUAAAUUGCAAUUCUUCACCUUUUCCUCAGACAGUGGGAAUGAAUUUUCUUACUUGAUUGACAUUGACAGAUAUGUGUACCACACCGAACAAGCAAUAUGUCAUAUGCUUGAUGUACCAGCCAAGCCAGCUCUUUUUUUCUCCGUUCCCUUAUCCUUCUAAAGUAAAAAUAAAAUGCAAGAGAGUUUGUAUUUGCAAAUGAAAAUGAAUAUGGAUCUAAAAAAAAUUAUAUAAUCAAUCAAUAAAUAAUAAUUGGAAUAAUAUAAAAAAUAUCCUUCGCGUAUUCGUUUAGAAUCUUGUUGACCCUACUCGCUUACUCCUAUUUUCCUGCUUUCUUUUUCGACAGAAUUCAUUCUAUUCUAACUUUCUUGAAAGAAUGGGGUUCUGGGCUCACCCUCUCUUCCUUUUUGAGAAAGAUGGGCUGCCCUGGGAGUCUCGCCUUGGUGAUUCUUUCUCUCUUGGGGGUCUUCUUCGGUAGCGAAUCCGCUCUCAUAAAUUGGAUGAAUUCUUCUGGGUCGGCUUCGGGAUCCGCCUCUGAGAGUUGGCAAAAGUACCUCAACUUAUCGGAGUCGGAGGAAAAUGCCGCGUCCGAACCAUCCACAAGCCACACCCCGCCGAACCCUGAACCUGAAGCACCAUCCAUUUCGUUCUUGCGAGAACGAAUCAAAAAUGUUAUUCGCUCAUGCCAGCGUAUACGAAAAUAAAAAAUCCUAAAAAGGAUUAACGAAGAUCUUCACCUUGAAACGGCGAGCGCCGAGAAGCGGGUAAAAAUCGCCCAGGUCCUCGAUAACAUGAACUGGAAAAGGGUUUUCUUUUAUACCUAUACGGGGGAACCUAAGAUAAAGCCCAUAUCGACUUAACGGUCCACGAUUGGGAUCGCGCACGAAAAGGCUAAACACAGCCUUUUUCUUGUCCUCGGGACAGCGGGCUAGUCCCGUGCCUGUUUUUUUGAGUUGGGGUACACAAUCUUCCUUGUGACUGCCAAACCAGAUUUCCGUUUUUAGGGAGAAGGUGUAGUCUUUUUGAACGGUGGUAUCGUCAAGAAGAACGAGGCCCGCCCCAUUUCUGGGGCGGGGGGAAGGAGAAGUGGGACUGUGGGUCUCCUUUCAUU
Messenger RNA from Zea mays, 2236 nucleotides. RefSeq names its product cytochrome c oxidase subunit 2. NCBI's taxonomy places the organism in Eukaryota, Viridiplantae, Streptophyta, Magnoliopsida, Poales, Poaceae. The transcript has 2 exons. Gene Ontology annotation, cellular component: membrane. The record is from RefSeq and is a predicted model, not a curated record. The coding region runs from base 43 to 729 and encodes 228 amino acids. Gene Ontology annotation, biological process: ATP synthesis coupled electron transport. Gene Ontology annotation, molecular function: cytochrome-c oxidase activity; copper ion binding.